CAGUUAUGGAUAGUCUUGUGAACGCGUUUCUACACCUGCUGCUGGAGUGUAACGUUAAAUAUCAGAUUUUGGUUCGAUGUGGGCCAAUUGGGCAGAGGAGGAGGACGCGACAGCUCCGCCUUCACCUUGUCACAAAAUGCCUCUGGGACAAUUACUCCACGUCAGAUCCUGAGAAAACAACGGAUAAUAAUUCAUUUCCGAAAACCAGCGACACGUGAGAGGCGUUAUGGGAAUGUGACAGUGGACGAUCUUUUCGUUUGUAUGGACAUUUAAACGCGUUUAUUUAUUACGCACGUGUAACUUUUACGCCGAGUUACUGCAGCAGGACGCAUCGAUCUUGCGCUGGCAACUCCCUUUUUAAACGUUAUCUGGUUUGUGUUGUUUGUGGUUUCGAUUAACUUAGGGUUUUGUUGCAAUGGGAUGCUGCGGUAGCACACAGAAGAAGAGAGACUGGAAACCAUUAGAACAGAGGAAGUGUACAGAUAUCCCAUGGCUGCUGUUGUUCAUCCUCUUCAAUAUUGGCAUGCUCUUCAUCUGUGGCUUCGCCAUAGCAACAGGGGCCGCCUCCAGACUCAUAUCAGGGUACGACAGUUAUGGCAACACCUGUGGUCAGAAGAAUGCUGAAAUCCCAGGAAUCGAACUCAGCGGCAGAGACCAGACCUCAAGAAAGUAUGUGUUUUUCCUGGAUCCCUGCAACAUUGAUCUCUUAAGAAGAAAGAUUAAAUCCAUUGCUUUGUGUGUCUCAAAAUGCCCAAAGACAGAGCUAAAUACUUACGAGGAUCUCACACAUUUUUCAGCAAAUAAUGGAUCAGAUUUAUGCUCUUAUGAAAUUAAACCGGACCAAUAUUCCUCUCACCCUGACAAAGCUACAAAAUGCCCUAAACUUCCUGUCCAUCCAAGUGCAUCGAUACCAUUGUUUCAUCGCUGUAUGCCAGCUAAUAUUUCCUGCUACUCCAAGUUUGCCGAAGCAUUCAUCAGUUUUGUCAGUGAUAACAGCGUGGUGCACAGGGUCGUUGCCGGAGUGAUGACCUCCAAAGAGAUCAUUAUGGGCCUGUGUCUGCUCGCUCUUGUUCUGUCUCUGAUUCUGAUGGUUGUGAUUCGCUACAUCUCAGUCGUUCUGGUGUGGAUUCUGACGGCUGUUGUCGUGGUCGGCUCAAUCGGUGGUUCUGGCGUUCUGUGGUGGCUAUAUGUGGAUCACAGAAAUUCUGUGAACGCCACUCUGCCUGCCAAUGAACUGCAGGUGGCCAAAGACAACCAGCAAGCUCUUCUCGUCUACGCCAUCGGAGCCACUGUUUGCACGGUGAUUCUGCUGUUGCUCAUGUUCUUCAUGAGGAAGCGUGUGGCUCUCACCAUCGCUCUGUUCCACGUGGCUGGUAAAGUCUUCACUCAUCUGCCUCUUCUGGCGCUGCAGCCCUUCUGGACCUUCCUCACCCUCAUGUGCUUCUGGGUUUACUGGAUCACUGUGCUCCUGUUCCUCGGAACGGCAGGAAGUCCAGUGAAGAACAACCAGACAGGUCUGGUGGAGUUCCGUAUGGACAGUCCGCUGCAGUACAUGGUGUGGUACCAUGCCGUGGGUCUCAUCUGGAUCAGCGAGUUUCUCCUCGCAUGCCAGCAGAUGACUGUGGCAGGGGCCGUCGUCACGUAUUAUUUCACCAGAGAUAAAUCUCAGCUGCCCCUCACACCAAUCAUAUCAUCUAUCCUGACUCUGAUGCGAUAUCACCUGGGCACUGUGGCUAAAGGAGCUUUCAUCAUCACUUUAGUGGAGAUUCCACGGCUUAUUCUCACCUACAUCCACACUCAGCUGAAAGGAAAGGAAAACGCAUGUGCGCGCUGCAUGCUGAAGGCGUGUAUCUGCUGUCUGUGGUGUUUAGAGAAGUGCCUCAAUUACCUGAACGUGAACGCAUACACAGCAACGGCUAUUAACAGCACCGGCUUCUGUACGUCAGCACGGGACGCCUUGUUCCUCCUGGCUGAAAAUGCUCUGCGCGUAGCAGCGAUCAACAGCGUUGGCGACUUUGUCCUGUUUUUAGGAAAGGUCUUGAUUGUGUCGUGUACGGCGUUUGCAGGCGUACUUGCGCUAAACUAUCAGCGAGAAUACACCGUGUGGGUGUUGCCUCUCCUCAUAGUGUGUGUGUUUGCCUUCCUGGUGGCUCAUUGUUUCCUGUCCAUCUUUGAGACUGUAGUAGACGUACUCUUCCUCUGUUUCGCCAUCGACACCAAGAACAACGAUGGCAGCCCGGGCAGCGAAUAUUACAUGGACAAAGAGCUUAUGGAGUUUGUAGAUAACGCCAGGAAAGCUACAGAGCGGUACAGCAAAGAGGAAGGUGACCGUGGUGAAAUGAAAUCUAUGACUGGAGGUACAUUGGCAUGAGGACCGGCAUAUUAUAUCAACCUACCGUACACUCCAAAGAAAAAUGGGUUUAAGAUGCACAAAAGUUACUAUUCAGGGAUCAUGUGACAGGCUUUUGUCAUUACUCAAAAGGACGCUUAGUUUAGAAAAGCUAAAUGUCUGCAUUUAAUCUGAAUUGAGCACAGAUGCAGGAAAUGAAACGGGAAGCUGAGUAAAAUGUGGAAUUCUGCACUCAUAUUUUUGCAUUAUUUAGCAUUUUUAGUUCAAAACUAUAUGUAUGUUUUAUACAGCAGAAAUGGUCUAAUAGUUCAUAUUUUGGUUAAAUGAAAAGCAAUAAUUGAAAUGUUGUAGUCUGUGGAAUAUAUUUUUCAUGUAACUUUUUACUUUGUACUUUUGAAAUGGUGCUUUUUGUAUCUAUAUUUUGUUUUAAAAUUGAACCUUUUUCCGUUACAAGUCUAGUUGUGAUAUACAGCCUUCUGAGCUUAAAACUAUCUAUGUUCUUAUAUGCAAACAAAACUCAUCUGUUUAGCUGAACGGUUAGUUUAAAGUCGAUACCUUAGUGUCUAGAUCUAAUAUUUUAGAGCAUUUCUUUAUUUGAACUAGUGUUACAAACAAAUAAAUUUAGUUUUAGUUCACCAAAUGAACAAGAGGAUAUUUAGAUAUCCAUUCAUGUGUGCCAAUGUAACCCCUUUUAACAAGUGCAUUUAUAUAAUGUGUAUGUACUGUAUGUACAGCUGUGGUUUUGACAGCUGCAUUGGAACACACUUGACUAAAUAAAAACCAAAGAGUAGUAC
Triplophysa rosa is the source of this 3144-nucleotide messenger RNA. RefSeq names its product solute carrier family 44 member 1a (gene slc44a1a). Gene Ontology annotation, molecular function: transmembrane transporter activity. The record is from RefSeq and is a predicted model, not a curated record. Gene Ontology annotation, biological process: transmembrane transport. The coding region runs from base 416 to 2371 and encodes 651 amino acids. Gene Ontology annotation, cellular component: membrane. The transcript has 16 exons. NCBI's taxonomy places the organism in Eukaryota, Metazoa, Chordata, Actinopteri, Cypriniformes, Nemacheilidae.